Messenger RNA from Symbiodinium sp. CCMP2456, 1422 nucleotides. The record is from the annotation of a GenBank genome assembly. NCBI's taxonomy places the organism in Eukaryota, Dinophyceae, Suessiales, Symbiodiniaceae.
AUGAGCCAUCUGGGCAGGGCAUUCCUCGCUCCCGGAACGCUGAGCACGCCGGCUGGCGCUUCAAUCCAAGUUCCUUGCGGACGGACGGACCGGACAGGACGCACAGCCGGCCAGUCCAGUGGAGCUUUCCACUCAGCCAUGGCUGGCGCCGUGGCAGCUUCGGCCCUCGUAGCUUUGCAGAAGCUUGGGCUUCGCUCGAGCUCGGGCGUGCAGCGUCGUGCGUUCUCAGCGGCCAAGUCUCUGAGACAUCAGCCACUCAAGCAGCGGGCUUCUUUGACUGGUCGCAUGGCCGCGACGGUGCUGGCUCCUCCAGGUGAGCUUCUCGGUGUGGCACCAGACGAGAAAUACAACGUUCCGGCCGGUGUCCGAGAGAAGCUCGGCAAGGAUCUCUUGUUGAACCCCAAGCAUCCUCUGGGGAUCUUGUGGAGAACGGUUCAGGACUAUUUUGAAGAGCAGGAUCCGAACUGCAAGUUCUUCGACACUGAAAAGCCGGUUGUGAACACAGUGGACUGCUUCGACAAGUUGCGAGUUCCACCAGAGCACCCAUCUCGAUCGCCAUCGGACACUUACUAUGUGAACAAAGACUAUGUCUUGAGAACUCACACUUCCGCACACCAAUGCCAGUUCUUGAGCCAGUAUCCCAAGAUUACAUCCUUCUUGUGUGCCGGCGAUGUCUACAGGAGAGAUGAGAUUGAUGCAUCGCACUAUCCAGCCUUCCACCAGUGUGAAGGGGUCAGGCUCUUUGAUGCGGAGAAGGUCUCACGAGAGGAAGUCCUGGAGGAUUUGAAGAAGACUCUGGAAGGCUUGGCCGCCCAUUUGUUCCAGCUUAAGACAGGGGAAGAUACUAUGCGAUGGCUUGACGAGUAUUUUCCCUUUACCGAGCCAUCUCUGGAGCUGGAGAUCUUCUAUCAGGACGACUGGAUGGAAGUGCUGGGCUGUGGCGUCAUUCACCACGAUGUCUUGCGGAACGCCGGCCUGGACCCGGCGAAGGUCCACGGCUGGGCUUUUGGCCUCGGGCUCGAGCGCCUAGCCAUGGUGCUCUUCGGCAUUCCUGACAUUCGUCUCUUCUGGUCAGAGGAUCCUCGUUUCUCUGAACAGUUUGCCCCGGAGUCCUUUGCUGAGAAGACACGAUUCAAGCCUUUCUCCAAGUAUCCUCCUGUGCUCAAGGACAUCAGCAUGUGGAUCCCAGAGAGCUUUGCUGAUAAUGACCUGUUCGAGAUGAUUCGCGAUGAGGGCGGUGACCAGGUCGAGAAGGUGGAUCUGAUGGACGACUUCACGCAUCCGAAGACAGGAAAAAGAUCCAAGAUGUUCCGAGUGACCUGGCGAGACAUGUCACGGACUCUGACGAACGAGGAGGUCAAUGCCAAGCACGAGACCGUGCUGGAGCGUUUGGUCAAAGAGCUCGAGGUUGAGUUGCGGUAG